GUCAACCGUUCAUCAUCAUUGUCUCUCCUCUCUCUUGUAUUGUAUUGAGUUGCAGAGGAUAAUGUCGGGAGCUACGAACGAGGAAGAGAAGAAGCCCGUCGAUCAAUCGGCUCAUAUCAAUCUCAAGGUCAAGGGCCAGGAUGGAAAUGAGGUGUUUUUUAGGAUCAAGAGAAGCACACAGCUGAGGAAGCUGAUGACUGCAUACUGUGACCGACAGUCUGUUGAUUUUAACUCCAUUGCCUUCUUGUUUGAUGGCCGACGCCUCCGAGGGGAACAAACCCCCGAUGAACUGGAGAUGGAGGAUGGAGAUGAAAUAGACGCCAUGCUGCAUCAAACUGGUGGCAGCGAUGGUAUUUGAUCUCAGGCAGUGCCCGCUUAUAGUUAGUAUGGCUGCUAAAAUUUUAUUAUGUAUGAGAGAAUACUUAUGCAUGUAUAGAAAAAAGGAUCUCUUGUAGGAUGGCUACUAAAUACAGAUUAUUGGCAGCUUAGUUUUGGGUUUUGUGAAUGGUUGUUUGGAUCUUACACCAUGCUUUGCAUGAUUUACUCAUGUUGACAACUGAACGGAGAAUUGUUUAAUGUUCAUAUCGGUGGAUCUUCACUUUGCAUCCUAAUAAUCUUGAAGAGAA
Molecule: messenger RNA, 626 nt
Organism: Amborella trichopoda
Lineage: Eukaryota; Viridiplantae; Streptophyta; Magnoliopsida; Amborellales; Amborellaceae
Product: small ubiquitin-related modifier 2
Molecular function (GO): protein binding
Source: RefSeq, a predicted model, not a curated record